Ochotona curzoniae (black-lipped pika) is the source of this 1292-nucleotide messenger RNA. RefSeq names its product StAR related lipid transfer domain containing 6 (gene STARD6). The record is from RefSeq and is a predicted model, not a curated record. NCBI's taxonomy places the organism in Eukaryota, Metazoa, Chordata, Mammalia, Lagomorpha, Ochotonidae. Gene Ontology annotation, molecular function: lipid binding. The transcript has 9 exons. Bases 301 to 978 code for a protein of 225 amino acids.
GCCGGGAGCGGGCGCGGCCACAGGGGCCGCCGCGGGGCAGUGGCUGGCGACCCCUGCUCGGGAGUGUGCUUUCUCCUCCUCUUUCUUUCUGGGGUUGGGAGAAAGGUGUGCGGUGCUGGGCUGACAUCCGCGGUGCCCUCCCUCUGCCCCACCUCAGAACUUUGCCCAUUACUCCUCAACAUGACCCAACUCAUCCGAUGCUCCAUCACCAGGUUAGGAAAUAUGGAGAUUUCCAUGGGCAUUUGGAGAAGAGUCCCAAUAGUUACUGAAAUUUUGAAUUAGGUUUGUUAGAAAAGAUAGAUGGAGUAUAAGGCAAUUGCCCAACAAACUGCCCAAGAAGUUUUAGGUUACAGUCAAGAUAAAUCGGGCUGGAAAGUGGUGAAAACUUCAAAAAAGAUAACUGUUUACAGCAAAGCAUCUAGAAGAUUCCUGGGAAAUCUAUACCGUAUUGAAGGGAUAAUUCCAGAAUCAACAACUAAGCUAUCUGAAUUCCUCUACCAACCUGGAAACAGAGUUUCGUGGGAUAAAUCGCUGAAAGUGUACAAUAUGGUACACAGGAUAGACUCGGAUACGUUCAUAUGUCACACCAUCACCCAGAGUUUUGCCAUGGGCUCCAUUUCCCCCCGAGACUUUAUCGACGUAGUAUACAUCAAGCACUACGAAGGGAACAUGGACAUUAUCAGCUCUAAAAGUGUGGAUUUUCCGGGCUAUCCUCCAACUUCACAUUACGUGCGUGGAUAUAACCAUCCUUGUGGCUACGUCUGUUCACCUCUGAAAGAAAAUCCAGCAUAUUCCAAACUGGUGAUGUUUGUCCAGACGGAAAUGAGAGGAAAACUGUCCCCAACAAUCAUCGAAAAAUCCAUGCCUUCCAACUUAGUAAACUUCAUCCUCAACGCCAAGGAUGGAAUAAAGACACAAAAGCUCACGGCGUCACGUGACUGUCACCAUACCGGUCAUUCAUCAUGCCAAAAGAAGUGACGAGACCCUCCCCUGUGAAAUCAUGGGUGGCACUCACUGCCCAGUGCACCUGCGCAGAGGCCGCUCAACGAUGCUACACUGUAUUCUUAUACAAAUCACUGAAGAUACCUUGUGAAACUCAGAACUCACGGCUGUACAAGAAGGCAGCAUUAAAUAUAGUUUUUAACCUCACAUAAGAAUGAUGUUAAAUAACCAGUGUUGUCCAUACACUUUUAUCAUUUGCUUUCGUUCCUCGGAAAAUGUUCUGUGUAAGAAUCAGUAAGAAAGGACAUAGUCAGAGGUCAGUGUCGAUUAAAGAUGAAAAGACACUUGAA